Messenger RNA from Dreissena polymorpha, 957 nucleotides. RefSeq lists its product as uncharacterized. Bases 28 to 378 code for a protein of 116 amino acids. The record is from RefSeq and is a predicted model, not a curated record. NCBI's taxonomy places the organism in Eukaryota, Metazoa, Mollusca, Bivalvia, Myida, Dreissenidae. The transcript is spliced from 4 exons.
AGUACAACCGUCUUCAACGAUAAAAACAUGGGCGACCAGGUUCAACGAAGAUUGCAAAAACCUCAAGGAAAAGACAGUUCUUCUUCGAACAGGAAGGCUAUCUACGUUGAGAGAAGAGAGAAACCAACAAAUGAAAUAGGUGACAACGUCAGCCGACGGUCAAACAGGUUGGGUCUGUACACGGAUCCCGACGACGAAAGAAGGCCGUUGUUAGGCAACGAAAUAGUGCAGGAGAUUAUCCAGCAGGGGCGGAAAAUGGAAGCCAAGACACAAAACGCCGUGUCACGAGCAGAAAAUCUUCAAAGCGUAGCUAUCGAGAUGUUUAAGCCGAUAUCACAUCAAAAGUCAAAGUGCUGUAGCUGCUGCGUCAUUCUCUGAGGACACGCAAUUCAGUGAGCCUCGUUCUGGGAAAACUGGGCUUCAUUCGUAUUCGCAAAGUGCCGACCAGACUAGUGCAGUCCGGAUGACACUUGACAUGAAUUAAAAAUUUCCCAGAACGCGACUAAAUUGAGGGCAUUUAACCGAUCGAGAACCAUUCCAUACAAAGAUUUCACCACGCCUCGUCUAUGGCGUGUCAAACGUUGCUUAAUUCAAUGUGUGCAUAUAUGUAUGUUGUAUAUUUGUGUAUAUUUUUUCUUUACUUACAUGAUCAUGUGGUUAGCAUGUGUAUAUAUGUUAUAUAAAGCCAUAUAUGUUUAUGAUAAAAUCCUAUACAUGUACGAAAAAUGUGUGUUGUACAAUUUCAUGCAUGUGUUCGAUAUUUUCAUUUAUGUGUUGUAAAACACGGUCAGGUAACUAAGGCAACACUAAUGCCAAAGCCUUAAUUGUCGUAUUAUUUAACUUCCAACUGUAAAAGCAUUGCUUUGAAAAUAUAUUGAUGCGCCCCACUUUUUGUUCAAUGAUAUUCUGAAUAUUAAUAUAUGUUUAAUAAAUUAUACUAUUUAUGUAGUAAAUGAA